UAAAUUUUGAAUCAGAAUCCAUCAGAAUCCGACAGGACACGCCGUCAAGCAAGGUUUUUGGAUAUUUUCUGAAUGAAUUCAUGCUUUUCGCUGUAAUUUGCGGAGCAUUUCAAUUUGUGCGUUAAUAUAAAAAGUGAAUCAUCAUGCCUCACAGCAUCUACUACUCGGAUAAAUAUUAUGACGACAAAUACGAAUACAGGCACGUGGUACUCCCGAAAGAGUUAGAGAAACUGGUGCCAAGAGGUCAUUUAUUGAGUGAACAAGAAUGGAGAGCCAUUGGAGUUCAGCAAAGCCAAGGUUGGGUUCAUUACAUGACCCACAAGCCAGAACCACACAUUCUUCUAUUUAAGAGAAAAAUCACAUCUCCGCCACCUGAGCAGUGAUCGCUACCGAAAAAUGGCUCCACUGUGCACGUGAUGUUUUAAUGUAAUGUCAGAUCAUGUUACUCUCCUCAAAAGAGCUCAGCUAAAGAUGGUAACGCGUCAGUUUAUUUAUAAACCAUAAAUUAUUGGUAUCCUGGUUAACCAAUUAGACGACUAAUAGAUUAAAUUAUAUUAAGGCGAGUACAUUAUUUGAGUUUGUCAAUAAUGUACGGGGAAUUAGGGGAUAAGAUAGUUUAAUUAAAACUCAAUCAAGCUCUCUUUUUACGGGUGAACAAGGAAAGCUUGGCUUGGAUUGCUCACCUUUCUUCAGCUGAGUUCUUUUCACGUCUUAUCUUAUUGCGAGAUAUAAUUUGCAACCAGAUAAUUGAUUAUUGAGAGUCUGUAUAUAUGUUAAUAGAUUAUUAUUUUGAUUGUAAUCACGUCUGACGGAUGAAUAUUGAUGAAAUUAAUUUGUAGGAGGUACUAGAAUCAACCCACGGACAUUAUUAAAUUUCUGGCAAGCCUGAAAGGUUUCAGUAUUACGAUUUCUUUGCCAGGUGCCCUCGCGAUCGAUUCCAAAUUUUGUCCUUAGUUGAGAAAAAAUGCUUUUAAAUAUCAAAUUUAAUCAUACUAUCAUCACUUUUUCUAUCUCACUACUUAUUAGUCCCAAGCUUUAGACUCUGCGCGAGCAAAUAUGCUCAAACUGUGUGUUUUUGGAAGCAAUUUGGAAGAUUUAGGGUUGGAGUUCGAAUAACUUCUGUACUUUAUUUUUUACGAUGGUAUGUAUUUUUGUAUUUUAAAUAACCCCCAAAAAUAAAUUUGUGUUUUUUAG
This is a messenger RNA of Belonocnema kinseyi, 1194 nucleotides long. It is a transcript of the gene Cks30A, whose product is annotated as cyclin-dependent kinases regulatory subunit. The transcript has 3 exons. Gene Ontology annotation, cellular component: SCF ubiquitin ligase complex; cyclin-dependent protein kinase holoenzyme complex. Bases 144 to 383 code for a protein of 79 amino acids. NCBI's taxonomy places the organism in Eukaryota, Metazoa, Arthropoda, Insecta, Hymenoptera, Cynipidae. The record is from RefSeq and is a predicted model, not a curated record. Gene Ontology annotation, molecular function: histone binding; ubiquitin binding; cyclin-dependent protein serine/threonine kinase activator activity. Gene Ontology annotation, biological process: regulation of mitotic cell cycle.